Molecule: messenger RNA, 3025 nt
Organism: Dermatophagoides farinae (American house dust mite)
Lineage: Eukaryota; Metazoa; Arthropoda; Arachnida; Sarcoptiformes; Pyroglyphidae
Gene: Sec63
Product: translocation protein Sec63
Biological process (GO): post-translational protein targeting to endoplasmic reticulum membrane; SRP-dependent cotranslational protein targeting to membrane
Cellular component (GO): Sec62/Sec63 complex
Molecular function (GO): transmembrane protein transporter activity; RNA binding
Source: RefSeq, a predicted model, not a curated record
CAUGAUGGUUUUUGUGUGUAUGUAUUUCAUGCAUCGUUUUUUAUUUGUUGGUGUUUUCUCUUCAUUGCGGUUCAUUAACGGUUACAUUUGUACACGCGUUCAUUUAAAAAUUUGACAGAUUGAUAAGAUCGUUUAAAACGUUGUAAAAAUUUGGCCGCCACAAUUUCAUCACAACAAUCAGCUACAGCUGAAUUGGUGAACCAAAACGAAACACACCUGAUUUUUACUACCAUCCAUUCAUUCAUUCAUUUGGUUUUCUUUGAUUCACACAUCGUGUUUUUAUGUCAAUUGUUGAUCAACUCGUUAGAGAUUGAAAUCGUUUAGCCAUGGCCGGAACAAAAUUCCAAUAUGACGAAAGUGGAACGACAUUCUACUAUUUUGUUUUGGCAUUCCUUACCAUGAUCCUUGCGCCAUGUACCUAUUUAUUUUGGCCAUGUGACAAAGACAAAGAUGAUGUUCACAAGGAACGAAAAUCAGCCCAAUCAAUCGAUAAUAAUUCACCGUACAAGCAACGGUUCAUACAGCAGUGCCGUUGUGAGCCUUGUUUGAUCAAAGAACAUUACAUGAAAUUGAAAGAACCAUCUAGAACGGUUCGUAAACGGUUAACGAAAAUUGUGCUAAUUGUCUCCUGGAUCGGAUUGAUUGUAUUUGCAUACAAAGUAUCAGAAAUUCAGCCCGACUACGUAACAUUUGAUCCGUUCGAGAUAUUGGGUAUCGAUCCACAAUCAUCAAGUGCUGAAAUCAAGAAAGCUUACCGUCGUCUAUCUUUGAUCUACCACCCGGACAAAGAGACUGGUGAUGAAAAGAAAUUUAUGAAAAUCACAAAAGCUUAUGCAGCGUUAACCGAUGAACAAGCUCGUAAAAACUGGGAAGAAUAUGGAAAUCCAGACGGCCCAGGUGCUAUGUCAUUCGGUAUCGCAUUGCCGUCAUGGAUCGUCGAAAAGGAAAAUUCAGUGUUCGUAUUGAUGGUCUACGUACUCAUGUUAAUGAUUGUAUUGCCCGUUUGUGUUCGUAUAUGGUGGUCAAAUUCGUCGAAAUAUGGCGAUUUCAAAGUGCUUCUUGACACUUCACAAUUGUACUUGUAUUAUAUAAACAAAAGUCCUCAGAUGAUGCUUCGUCGUGUGUUGAUGGUCAUCUGUGCAUCAUUGGAAUUUGACAAAUCACACAAUGGUGAGAUACAAGAACGGCCCGCCGAUAAUGUCGAGAUACCGAAACUAAUGAAACAAAUUCCGAAUCUGGCCAUGAAUAAUAAGGAACGUCCACUGUGUUUUGAAUAUAGUCUCAAAGCUCGAACCCUAAUGUACUCUCAUCUUUUACGAAUUUCGUUGCCAUCGAUGGCCUUGGAACAGGACAAAAAAUACAUCCUUAGCAAAAUCCCAUAUCUGAUCCAGGAAUUCGUACAAUGUAGCUCACAAUUGACGUUCCUCUAUCUUUCUCGUCGAAUAGCAAGAUGUCCAUCGUUAGAUACGAUGGAGAAUGCUAUGAAAAUGAACGCUCUUGUUGUGCAGGCAAUGUGGUCGAAUAAGAAUUCUAUGUUACAAUUGCCACACAUAACCGAAGAUAUGCUACGUUACUUUAUUAAUCGCCGUCGUAAUAUUCGAAACAUGCAGCAAUUGGCCUCAUUACCCAAUGAAGAUCGUCGACAAAUGUUGGCACGACUCAAUGAUGAACAGUAUUGUGAUCUGUUGAAUGUUCUUGGCCGGAUGCCAUUGUUGGAUGUGGAUGUCCGGUCGGAAGUAAUCGAUGAUGAAGAUACGGCCACUAUCACAGCUGGCGCAUUAGUCACUGUGUUUGUUAAGCUCACUCGACAACCAAUGUCGAAACUGUUUAAAGAUUUGUCUUUGGUCAACGAGAAUAAUACUUAUUCGAGCAAUCAUCUUGCUGCAUCGAGCUUAUCGCCUGCUGCCAAUAGUGAAUUAGUUAUCGAUCCUGAUGAACAGGAUGAGAAUAAAUCUGCAGCUAAAAAGAGCAGCAAACCAUGGGAAAAGCAAUCGAAAGGAAAAAAGAAAGCUAAACCGAAAAAGAAGCAGCCACUAAGACAACGUCAGAAUCAGCAACGAUCGCAACAACAACAACAGCAGAAAGGAGGAUCCCAAGAUGGGAGCAAAGUGAAGCAACAACAUUCUGAGGAAAAUGUCUCAGAAAAUUGUUCCGACAACGAAGCUCAUCAUCAUCACAAUCAUUCCCAGGAAAAUUCUGGUUCUGAAUCGGAUUCCGACGCAAAGGAAUCAGAACCGACGACCAAACGUGGCAAAGAAAGUGAAGAACCAGACGAAAAUGAGGAAUCGGUCGCCAGGCCAAGUGCUGCAAAUAAUAAAACGCAAUCAAACGAUGAUAAUGACGAUGAUGACUGGUCAAUCGUUAAGCAGAAUCUGCCGAAAAAAGAAAUUUUCAAAGCAGUAUCGAAAAUGUCGCACAGUGUGCAUUGUCCUUAUUACCCAGAAGACAAACAAGAACAUUGGUGGAUCUACAUAACUGAUCGGAAAAAGAUGUCAGUAAAGACGAUACCAUAUUUCAUGACCAAUCUUGUCGACCGUGAAGAAGUAGAGCUGAAAUUCAUGGCACCACAAGAGCCUGGAUCCUAUCAAUAUAUGGUCAAUGUCAGAUGUGAUUCAUAUGUCGAUAUGGAUUAUUUCAAAACACUCAAGUUGGAUGUGAAAGAAGCACCGAAAGAGAUUGUUUCACAUCCACAAUGGGAAAUGUCUGAAGAGGAAGAUGAUCAACAGCCGGAAGAUGAUUCGGCUGCAUCCGAUUCUGAUCUGAUUGCUAGUGAUGAUGAUGACGAUGAAGACAUUGGCGAUAAUAUGACUGCUGGAAAUCGUCAUCAUCACUCUCGCCACAGACACGAUGAUGAUGAUGUUGAUGAUGACGACGAUGAUGAUUAUGACGAACCGGAAGAUGAUGACUGAUGGCGAUGUGUUGUUAAUAAUAAGAAUAAACGUGAAAAAUAUGUUGAAGAAUUUUUAUUUUUUCAAUUAUCAUAAACAUUAAUAAAAAUUAUCUAUUUAACUGUUGUGUGUUUCGA